AUGUUAGCGUUCCAGCGCGUUGGCAAUUCGGCUUACCGCGAUGUCCCGGGCGUCUACUCCCAUAUCAUCGAUCCGAACGAGCGCCGCCGGAUGGCCCUUGCAGAAAUCGACAAGGCCUCGUUCGGAUGGUACCAUCUACGAUUGAUUGUUGUCACUGGCGUAGGCUUCUUUACUGAUGCGUAUAGUUUGUUCGCCGUCAAUUUAGCCACAGCGAUGCUUGGAAUAGUCUUCUGGCAGGAUUCCGACGGCGGCGUCAUGCCGCACAAUGCCGAUACUGCCAUCAAAGUCUCGACAUCUGCGGGUGCUGUGGGGGGGCAGAUAUUCUUUGGAUAUUUGGCAGAUGUGCUCGGGCGCAAGAGGAUGUAUGGCAUCGAGCUGCUCAUCAUUAUUUCUGCUACAGUAGCACAAACUCUGUGCGCUUCCUCUAAGGCUAUGUCCUUCGCCGGUGUCUUCGUCUUCUGGAGGGUGCUUAUGGGAUUAGGUAUCGGUGGAGACUACCCUUUAUCAGCAGUAAUAACCUCGGAGUUUGCGAGCACCAAGUGGCGAGGAUCCAUUGUUGCAGCCGUUUUUGCCAUGCAAGGCUUUGGUCAGUUCGCAGCCGCAAUUGUGGCCCUCGUCGUAACAACCGCGUAUAAAAGGACCCUUGAGCCAGUCCGCUCAAUUUCGGAAUGUAGUGGAGACUGUUUAAGAGCUGUAGACAUAAUGUGGCGCAUUAUAGUUGGAUUCGGCAGCAUUCCCGGAUGGUUCGCACUGUACUACCGGCUCACCAUCCCCGAAACUCCACGAUACACCUUCGACGUACUCUACGACGUCGAAACAGCCUCUGCCGAUGCCCGAAGAUACCGAUCAGGCAAGAAAGGAGGCGCUCACCUUGACAGGCUCCACCUGGCUCGCGCGCAAGCCGAUAUGCUGAAGUAUCGUACUCCCCGCCCCGGUCCGUCCGAGAUCUGGAGAUUCUUUAGCAAGCGGUCCAAUGCCUUGAAACUUCUUGGAACCGCAGGAUCAUGGUUCCUCCUUGAUGUGGCCUUUUACGGCAUCAAUCUUAAUAGUUCCAGUGUUCUUUCCGUGAUUGGGUUCGACAAGAAAGAAAAUGUCUACGCGCUUCUCCAAAAUGCUGCUGUCGGCCAACUAGUCCUCAUCUGCGCCGGGUCAAUCCCAGGCUACUGGUGUACAGUAGCCACAAUAGACAUACUAGGCCGGCGACCCAUCCAGCUCGCCGGCUUCACGAUCCUCACGGUCCUUUUCUGCGUCAUCGGCUUCAACUUCGCCGGCCUGUCCCAGAAAUCCCUCCUCGUCCUCUACAUCCUCUGCCAAUUCUUCUUCAACUUCGGCCCCAACGCAACAACCUUCCUCACGCCCGCCGAAGUCUUCCCCACGCGCGUCCGCGCCACCGCCCACGGCCUGUCCGCCGGCUGCGGCAAGGUCGGCGCCAUCCUCGCCCAGGUCGUCUUCGCGCCCAUGGUCAAUCGCGGCGCGACGCCGGCCAACCCGUCGCCGUGGCUCCACGGCGUCAUGCAAAUCUUCGCGCUCUUCAUGUUCUGCGGCAUCGGGACUACCCUGCUCGUGCCGGAGACGAAGCGGCGCUCGUUGGAGGAGCUCGCGGGGGAGACAGGGGAGAGGGGGGUGUAUGAGUUGCAGUUUGUUAGUGGGUUUUUUGCCGGGGGGAGUGGGAGAGGUGGGAGGGAUGGGAGGGGGAAGAGGUUGGAAGGGGAGUGGAGUUGGAGGGGAUUGAGGGAUAGGUAUUUGAGGGUGAAGUGA
Molecule: messenger RNA, 1758 nt
Organism: Mytilinidion resinicola
Lineage: Eukaryota; Fungi; Ascomycota; Dothideomycetes; Mytilinidiales; Mytilinidiaceae
Product: phosphate permease
Exons: 4
Coding region: 1-1758 (585 amino acids)
Biological process (GO): transmembrane transport; phosphate ion transport
Cellular component (GO): membrane
Molecular function (GO): phosphate transmembrane transporter activity
Source: RefSeq, a predicted model, not a curated record